AUAUAAAUGCUUUCUUCAAAGACCUCCAUGCUUUCCCUGCCUGGUGCGCGCGUGCAUGCAAGCCGUGCCGCAGCUCCACGUCGCCUUGCACUGGCUCCGCGUGCUCUCAAGGUCGGGGACCAGCUGCCUGACUUCAAGCUUCCCUCGGACAACGGGAGCAUGAUCUCCAGCAAGGACAUGGUUCGCGACCACGGCGCGGUCCUGUUCAUCUACCCCCAGGCCUGCACCAGCGGCUGCACGCUGCAGGCCAACGGCUUCAAGGCCAACAUACGCGCGCUGGCGGACAGGGGGUACGCCGUGUACGGACUCAGCGCGGACGAGCCGGCGGCGCAGGCGGGCUGGAAGGCGGAGCACAGCCUGCCCUUCCCGCUGCUGUCUGACACCGACAAGCAGGUGCUGGGUGCCCUGGGUGCGCUCAAGCCCGACCGCGGCAUCACUCGCUGCCACUUCGUCAUCGCCAAGGGCGGCAAGGUGGAGGACGCGCAGAUCGGCAUCGGCAGCAAGGACUCGGUGCCCGUGGCCGUGGCCUUCGUGACCGGCAAGUGAGGGGUCGUGGCCUUCGUGAUCAGCAAGCCAGGCAGAGGUGUGUGUAUGUGUGUGGAGGGCUAAGGUUGGAAUGAUGGGCGGCAGCAGCCGCGACGGCAGGAGUCGCACCCCGCAGCGGCAGCCGACUGCAGCAGGUGCGGCGGGACAAGCCCGAGGAGAAGCCCACGGCAUGGGGGCAUGGAAUGGCAGGAGCUGGGGCUAGGGCUGGGCGCGGGAAGUGGCCAUGCGGGCAGCUAGCGCGCCCGCGGAGGAUGAGGAGGCCACGGCCUGGCAGGCCGCUGGUGGCAGUGCGUCCAUGUCAUGGCGGCAGCGGCUGCUGGUGCUGCCGCGGACUGGAGUAGAGAGCUGUGAGCGGUGAGCCAAAGAGUGGUGAGCGACGGGGAUGGGGGGGGCAUGUUGAGCGCAGUCCGGAGGUCUGGGAUACGGGACACAAAGAGAGUGGCGUGCUCAGGACGUGUCUGUUCUGCGUGUGUGUUUCGGGAAGGCUGUUAGCGUGCGCGCCAUGUUGUGUGCAUAACAUGCCGCUGCACGCGCUCGAAGUUCGUGACGAGCAUUGCGUUUAAACUCGAAGAGCCGAUCGACUGGAAUGCACUGGAUUGCCCAGGUGCAAGCAGACCAGCGCGGCACGUGUAAGGGCAUGCAUCG
Molecule: messenger RNA, 1191 nt
Organism: Chlamydomonas reinhardtii
Lineage: Eukaryota; Viridiplantae; Chlorophyta; Chlorophyceae; Chlamydomonadales; Chlamydomonadaceae
Exons: 6
Coding region: 160-546 (128 amino acids)
Biological process (GO): cell redox homeostasis; cellular response to oxidative stress
Cellular component (GO): cytoplasm
Molecular function (GO): thioredoxin peroxidase activity
Source: RefSeq, a predicted model, not a curated record